Molecule: messenger RNA, 1584 nt
Organism: Hordeum vulgare subsp. vulgare (domesticated barley)
Lineage: Eukaryota; Viridiplantae; Streptophyta; Magnoliopsida; Poales; Poaceae
Product: basic leucine zipper 23-like
Exons: 1
Coding region: 683-1360 (225 amino acids)
Biological process (GO): DNA-templated transcription; regulation of transcription by RNA polymerase II
Molecular function (GO): DNA-binding transcription factor activity, RNA polymerase II-specific; RNA polymerase II cis-regulatory region sequence-specific DNA binding
Source: RefSeq, a predicted model, not a curated record
GCCGAUGAAAAAUCAAGGCAAAAUCAUAUCUUUUGGCAAACAAGAACCUCCCAAGAGCGGCAAAGAAGCAGGGGAUCGCGCCCUCCUCCCCUCCCAUCUCCCUUCCCCACCCCAAUCCAAUCACGUCACUCUCCAUCUCCUCCGCCCCUCUUUCCAAGAUUCUCCCCACCAUCGCCAAAAAGAUCGGCGGCGGGAGGAGAGGGGCCGGCGAAAAGGGAAAGCGAGGGAGGGAGGACGACAGCUUCUCCCUGCAACUGCAAGGGGCCAGCUCGGUGCCGUGAGCCCAGCGGAGAGGCCAGUCCGUCGAUUGAUCGCUCCCCGGACACCCCCGAGACGGGGUUUUUAUGCUGGAUUCCUCCGGCUUUCUUCCUCGCCUCGGCGUCUCUCGCCGGUUCGGUUCUCUUCUCCCACGUGAGGCUUCCGGUUCCCACCAGAGUUUGCUGUUAUAGAGGAGCUGCCUCCUCGCCCUCGGAAUCCGACCUCCGGCGGUCAGCUGUGUUCUUCCGGUCACACAGCAGCCCGCCAUUUUCGCCGGAGGCUGCUGCUGCUGCUGUCGUCCGACAUCCUCCUCUGUUCUUGAUUCCAGUUAAUUUCUUUCCCCGGGCGACUUUGUUGUGCAACUUGCCCAUUGACUGCACACAAAGCGGUUCUUGUUCUUGGCAUAAUUCCAUUCCGUCACGAGAUGGACGACGGGGUGGACCUCCCGAGCCAAUUCCUCUUCUCCAACUCGGAGAUGCCCGGCGCCUUCGACGACCUCCUGGCCGACGCCGCCGCGACCUGCACCCACACGCACACCUGCAACCCUCCCGGCCCGUCGGCCACCAUGCACACGCACACCUGCCUCCACACGCACACCCACCAGCUCUUCGCCGCCGGCAGCGAGGACGACGACGCGGCGCGGCCCCGGCGCCCGCUGGGCAACCGGGAGGCCGUGCGCAAGUACCGGGAGAAGAAGAAGGCCCACGCCGCGUUCCUGGAGGAGGAGGUCAAGAAGCUGCGCGCCGCCAACCAGCAGCUGCUGCGGAGGCUGCAGGGCCACGCCACGCUCGAGGCCGAGGUAGCGCGGCUGAGGGGCCUCCUCUCCGACGUCCGGGCCAAGAUCGACGCGGAGGUCGUCGCCGGCGCGUUCCCGUUCCAGAAGCAGUGCAGCGUCGGCUCCGUGGCGUGCACCGACCCGACCCUCUGCUUCAACAAUGGCAACUCUGAGGUCGGUGGCGCCUGCUGGGGGGACAGCUCUGGGCCGGCGUCUGCGGAUUGCGGGCUCGAUGAAGAUGCCAAUGGCGCCGCUGCGCGGGAGGUCGAUGCGCCGGGACGACCGGUGCGUGCCAUGGAUGUUGUUGAGCUCUGCUUCCCUAGCUGAAUGAGUUGGCAUUUUGUCUCGGUAGUUCUUGCCACGAGGGUUGUUCUUCUUUUUGGUGAAAAAUACACUCUCGUGGAAUGGAAGUGAAACACAGUGAGUAGAACCGAUAUGAUGUUCUCCUGUGUUUCGAUACUACGCGUAUAGUAGCAAUAGAAUUCGGUGCGAUAUUGUAUUGCCAAUAUGUGCUUGGUUAUGGAUCUCUAGCUUGGAUUUGAUGGUAUUCA